UAAGAGUGGCAUAAUGGUAGCUCUGUAUCUUGCACUCAACCUUAGUAACUUUAGUGUUCGUCUAUAAAGAAAGUUCUCUUUGCACCUGAGAGAAAUGAGUAAUCAAGAGGUGGUCACCCUAAACGUGGGGGGCAUGAAGUUCAGUACUCUUUCUUCAACCCUCCUGCGGUUUCCAGAGUCCAGAUUUGCGCACAUGGUAGAUGGCAGCGAUAGAGAGUUCAGAAUGGUAAAUGGACACUGUUUUAUAGACAGAGAUGGGACUCUCUUCAGCUACAUCCUGGAUUAUCUGCGGACUUCUCAGCUGUCGCUGCCAUCGGAUUUCAGUGAUUACGAGAAACUGCAGAGAGAAGCAGAAUUUUAUCAGCUCCCUAACCUGUCAGAGCAACUGAGCCAGGACAGCGUGUUUCGUCCUAGGUUGGAAAUCCUAGAAGUUCGCUUUGUGGUGCAGGAAACCCAUGCAUUUUUCCGCCUUUUUUGCUCUUGUAACAGCACAAUCGAGACGCUGGCGGACAGAAUACUAAUGUUUGCAGAGCAGCCGCUGGGGGGACAAGGCUGGAACUUCCCCUUCUCUUCUCAGAAGCCUCUGGUCCCUGUCCCUCUGCAGAGACCUUCGCACCAUGACCUGGUGUUUCAGUGUGGAACAGACUUCUCCGCUGGAGAGCAGUUUGGAGCCAGGUACGUGUCUAUAAAGCCUGACCAAAGAAAACUCAUAAAUGGAACCAAUGUCCUUGGACUUCUACUAGACAUUCUACUAAAAGAAGGGUUCUGUCUGAUAAGCACCAGGUCUGGAUCAGCUGAAGAAAAAGUGGAAUGUUAUACAUUUGAGCGAAAGAAGAGGCCAGAAGUCCUCACUAUUAACGAAGCUCACAAAUCAGAAAAAUAUGUUACAGUCCAAGUUAAACAAUCAAAAUCAAACAAAAAAAGAUGA
Molecule: messenger RNA, 928 nt
Organism: Bombina bombina (fire-bellied toad)
Lineage: Eukaryota; Metazoa; Chordata; Amphibia; Anura; Bombinatoridae
Gene: KCNRG
Product: potassium channel regulator
Exons: 2
Coding region: 95-928 (277 amino acids)
Biological process (GO): negative regulation of delayed rectifier potassium channel activity; protein homooligomerization
Cellular component (GO): endoplasmic reticulum
Molecular function (GO): protein binding
Source: RefSeq, a predicted model, not a curated record